Manis javanica (Malayan pangolin) is the source of this 1815-nucleotide messenger RNA. The record is from RefSeq and is a predicted model, not a curated record. Lineage: Eukaryota; Metazoa; Chordata; Mammalia; Pholidota; Manidae.
AUGGUCCAAGAGGGCUUCACUGACUUCUCAGGCAUCUCAGACUCCUUCACUUGGUGGACUUGGGCUUUUCACACUGGGGGCCAGUUCUGUGACUAUUGCAAUUCUGAGGAUCCCCGGAAAGCCCAUCCAGUUACCAAUGCAAUUGAUGGAUCCGAACGUUGGUGGCAAAGCCCUCCUCUCUCCUCAGGCACACAGUACAACAAAGUCAAUGUCACCUUGGAUCUAGGACAGGGCCAGUUCUGUGACUAUUGCAAUUCUGAGGAUCCCCGGAAAGCCCAUCCAGUUACCAAUGCAAUUGAUGGAUCCGAACGUUGGUGGCAAAGCCCUCCUCUCUCCUCAGGCACACAGUACAACAAAGUCAAUGUCACCUUGGAUCUAGGACAGCUUUUCCAUGUGGCCUAUGUUUUAAUCAAAUUUGCAAAUUCUCCUCGCCCUGAUCUUUGGGUCUUAGAAAGAUCUGUAGACUUUGGAAGCACCUACUCACCUUGGCAAUAUUUUGCUCACUCUAAAAUAGACUGUUUGGAACAAUUUGGGCAGGAGGCAAAUACGGCUCUCACCCGAGAUGAUGAUGUACUUUGUACUACUGAAUAUUCCCGGAUUGUACCUUUGGAAAAUGGUGAGGUUGUGGUGUCUUUGAUAAAUGGUCGUCCAGGUGCAAAAAAUUUUACCUUCUCCCACACCUUGAGGGAGUUCACCAAGGCAACGAACAUCCGCUUGCGUUUCCUGCGAACAAACACCCUUCUUGGUCACCUCAUUUCCAAGGCGCAGAAAGAUCCGACUGUCACCCGGCGGUAUUAUUAUAGCAUAAAGGACAUCAGCAUUGGCGGGCGGUGUGUUUGCAAUGGCCAUGCUGAAGUAUGCAGUGCAAACAAUCCUGAAAAACUAGGUGUGCACAUGCCCAGGUUUCGGUGUGAAUGCCAGCACCACACCUGUGGGGAGACGUGUGAUCACUGUUGUGCUGGGUAUCAUCAGAGGCUCUGGCGGCCUGCCACGUGGGAGCAGAGCAAUGAGUGUGAAGCAUGCAACUGUCAUGGCCAUGCCAUCGACUGUUACUAUGAUCCAGAGGUUGAGAGGCAGCAGGCAAGCUUGAAUAUUCAAGGCAUCUAUGCAGGUGGAGGGGUCUGCAUUAACUGUCAGCAUAACACAGCUGGUGUAAACUGUGAAACGUGUGCAAAGGGUUAUUACCGUCCCUAUGGUGUUCCACCUGACGCCCCCCAUGGCUGCAUCCCUUGCAGCUGUAACCCCGAGCACGCGGAUGACUGUGAGCAGGGCUCAGGCCGCUGCACCUGCAAGCCCAGUUUCCAGGGGCACAACUGUGAGAAGUGUGCGCCUGGACACUAUAACUUCCCAUUUUGCUUGAGAAUUCCUGUUUUCCCUAUUCCUACUCCAAGUCCAGAAGAUCCAGUAGCUGGAGAUAUAAGAGGGUGUGACUGUAACCUGGAAGGAGUUCUUCCCAAAAUAUGUGAUACCCGUGGAAGGUGCCUGUGCCGCCCUGGGGUUGAGGGCCCCCGGUGUGAUGCCUGCCGCGUGGGUUUCUACUCCUUCCCGAUCUGCAAAGAUGCUGCUCAAAGCAAAGAGAUCAUCUUCCUGCCGAAUAAGCAGCCAGCUUUUGUCACUGUUCCUGGAAGUGGUUUUGCAGACCCAUUUUCAAUUGCACCAGGGACAUGGAUUGCUUGUAUUAAGGCGGAGGGAGUCCUCUUGGCAGGCAAUAGGCUCACCAAACAGAUAGGCCUGGACAAAGAACUCUUCAUCGAGGAAAAGGCUCUGUCCUCCAGUGCUGGUGGAAUAGCCAGAGAAACUAAGUUGAAGGGAUGA